AAGUUCUGAGAACGUAACAUUGAUUCUUUAUUCAAAACUAGUAUACUAUGAAAAGGGACCCCCAAAUUCAUCGAUCAGAACUGAAAGCGUCACUAAAAAGUCGAUAUUAAACAUAUUUGUCAACACUUACGGCAACGCUGCGAGAUAUCGGUAA
Molecule: messenger RNA, 154 nt
Organism: Paraglomus brasilianum
Lineage: Eukaryota; Fungi; Glomeromycota; Glomeromycetes; Paraglomerales; Paraglomeraceae
Source: the annotation of a GenBank genome assembly